AUGAAAUAAAUAGAGAUGAAUGGUACGUACUUGCUUUCUCAAAAUUAAUAACAUUUAGGGAAUAUUUUCCAAAGAGAUCAUUCAAUUGCCAUUUUUUUUUGUUUUUAAUUAACUAUAAACGCACUCAUGAUCGUCUAAUAUGACUCACAACUCAUAUUUACUAUUACGGUUUGCAUUCUAAAUACCAUUUUUGCUGUUACCACUUAAAUGAUUGCACUUACUAAUAAAACUCUGCUAUUUAAGAAAAUAUGUAUAUUUAUCAGUAGGCUAUCUACAUUAUUAAUGAUAGCAUUACUCGACAUUUAAUUAAAGAGCGCCUUAAUUAUGCUCUUGCAUUCUUUUGAAGUCCAAGAGGUUGAUAAAAAGUACUUUCGAUACUUCGAGAUAAUUGCAACUAGAGCAAUCACCUUAUUUAUCAUCAUAAUCAAUUUCGAUUUAAUAUCAAUUAUUUCGGUAUCCUUCUAAUUUCUAUUGGAACUUAAUAGAUUGUCUCAGGUCAAACAUACACAACAGUUUGAUCCAAAUUAAUAAACUCCAUUAGCUUAAAGUUUAAUUUCCUAGUAAGAAUAAGAUAAUUUGUGGAAAAACAGAAUUUAAAUGAUUCCUGUAUCAUUUGUGAUGAUCAAUUCAAAAACACAAAAAAUCAAUUUCAAAAAUAAAACUGCGCAAUAAUUCUUUUCGAUGUUUUGUGAGAGUGACCAGGAAUUUGAGGAUCUCCUCCUUCAUAAGUUACAAUUUAAUUUAGUCCAAGACAAUAUAGAUUAAAUCUGCCAAUCCUUUUCGUAUUUAAAAAUUCGCCAAAGACUCAGAAGCAAAUAAAAUCGUUUUUUUUAACAGGAUCAAAACUGUCUUACACCAGCUCCACUCUCAGGAUCCUCAGGACAAUGUAUAUCCUCAAGAUAAGCUGACUCCGUGGAACAUAACACACUCAAAUUUACACUCGCUGAGAUUAUAGCAAAUCUCUCUGAAGGUCUCUUUUCAGAAUACAUAGUAAACAAUUCAUUAGAGUUGCUAUGCCAUCAAAAUUAUUAAGGACUUGUAGAAAAUGCUAACACAAAUCAUACUCAAUAGAAGAAAUUCCAAUUGUCUGGAUCUAUAUUGACUAAUCAAUAAAACGAAGAAAUCAUACUUCUUCUUAAUGAUAUUUCAAAGCAAAAUGAACUUCAAUAGUUAAUCUCAGAAGACGAAUUCAAAUCAAAAAUUUUAGAAUCAUUCUCGCAUGAAUUGAGAACUCCUUUAAACGGAGCGAUCAAUUUUCUAUCUGCUUUUCUGUAAGAUACUGAAUUUUCAGAGCGAAUUAAAAACAAGUACAUUGUUCCAGCAAUAAACUCUCUCAGAAUCCAAUCAUACUUAAUAAGUGACAUUGUUGAUUUCACAUCCUCAAGUACAAACAAUUUAGAACUUUUGAUUAAGGAAUUUUCAAUGAGAGAAUUAAUAAAUGAAGUUAAUUCACUCUUUACAAUGUAAUUUGCUGAGAAGAAUCUUGAAUUUAGAGUAGACCUAAUGGAUUGUUGUACAGCUACUGUAAUAUCUGACUAUAGUAAACUAAUGCAAAUAUUGGUGAAUUUACUACAAAACUCCAUCAAAUUCUCAACUGAAGGAUUGAUUGUCUUGAAAAUCUAAUCUCAUACGAAAGACAUCCUGAAGUUUACUGUGACUGAUAUGGGAUAGGGGGUUUCAUCUCUGAACAUAACCUAGAUAUAAUCAUAUUUAAACAAUCUGAAGAAUCACAAGGAGAUCCAAUUAAAUAAAUCUUGGCAGGGAUUUGGAUUAUUGAUUUCAGCAAUGCUAGUAUCUAAAUUGGGACCCUCUGAUAGAAGUACAAUUAAGUUUGAAUCCGAUGGAAUUAACAUGGGAAUUUAUUACCGAAGUUUAACAGUGUUAAAUAGCCUACAAUUAGGUAAAACACAUAAAGAUUUCAAAGUUCUGUUCAUUUAACUACCUCACUUAAUAAUUUAAAUGGUACAAUUAUUUAGACAACGGAUUAAGGUUUGA
Paramecium tetraurelia is the source of this 1995-nucleotide messenger RNA. RefSeq lists its product as uncharacterized. Lineage: Eukaryota; Ciliophora; Oligohymenophorea; Peniculida; Parameciidae. The record is from RefSeq and is a predicted model, not a curated record. The transcript has 3 exons. Gene Ontology annotation, molecular function: phosphorelay sensor kinase activity. Gene Ontology annotation, biological process: signal transduction.